This is a messenger RNA of Scomber scombrus (Atlantic mackerel), 2881 nucleotides long. RefSeq names its product phosphatidylinositol 3-kinase regulatory subunit gamma-like. Bases 139 to 1542 code for a protein of 467 amino acids. The record is from RefSeq and is a predicted model, not a curated record. The transcript is spliced from 10 exons. Gene Ontology annotation, cellular component: phosphatidylinositol 3-kinase complex. Gene Ontology annotation, molecular function: 1-phosphatidylinositol-3-kinase regulator activity. Gene Ontology annotation, biological process: insulin receptor signaling pathway; phosphatidylinositol phosphate biosynthetic process. Lineage: Eukaryota; Metazoa; Chordata; Actinopteri; Scombriformes; Scombridae.
CUUUUCGUCCAAAUCUAUGUAGGACGUGGCGUCUGCAUUGAGGUUCACUUGCGGCAAAAGAAACGUGCUUUUUUCCACCCCGCUUCAUUUCGUGCAAAGACAACAAACAGCAACCUGGACUACUCUUCCGAAACAGGAAUGGUUUAUCCUCCCGAAGGUUUAUUCUACAUCGAAAUGGAUCAAGCACCUCCAGCUCUCCCUCCCAGGUCAACAAAGCCAGUGUCUUCCACCAUGAACAACAAUGGCCUUUCACCACCUGCGUAUUCACUACAGGAUGCCGAAUGGUAUUGGGGAGAUAUAACUAGGGAUGAGGUGAACGAGAAGCUCCGGGACACACCUGAUGGAUCGUUUGUGGUGCGUGACGCAUCCACAAAGCUUCAAGGAGACUUUACGCUGACGUUAAGGAAAGACGGGCACAACAAGCUGAUCAAGAUUUACCACCGUGAUGGGAAGUAUGGGUUCUCGGACCCCCUCACAUUUACUUCAGUGGUGGAACUCAUUUGGUACUAUCAGCACCAUCCGUUGGUGGAAUAUAACGCCACACUGGACCUGAUGCUCACCCAUCCUGUGUCCCGCUCCCAGCAGGUGAAAGAAGACAAUGUUGAUGUUGCUGGAAGAAAGCUCAAGGAAGUCCACUGUCAGUAUCAAGAGAAAACAAAGGAGUUUGAUCGUCUAUAUGAAACCUUCACAAAGACCUCACAGGAGAUCCAGAUGAAGCGAACAGCAAUUGAGGCCUUUAAUGAGACAAUGCUGAUCUUUGAGGAGCAGUGUCGCGAACAGGAGCGUUACGGGGAGGAGUUCGAGAGGAACAAUCAGACCGACGCAGCUGACAAAGAUCUGGAGAGCUUUCUGAUAAAUUAUGAGAAGCUGAAGUGCCGUCUUGGGGAGAUCUACGACAGCAAAAUCCAUCUGGAGGAGGACUUGAGGACCCAAGUGGAGGACUACAGAGAGACAGACCGGAAGAUGAACAGCUUGCGACCUGACCUCAUCGAGCUACGCAAUAUCAGAGACCAGUACCUGAACUGGCUUAAUCACAAAGGCGUACGGCAGAAACGCAUAAAUGACUGGCUGGGGAUACUGAGCGACAGCCUUGACGACACAUACGUGUUGAAGGGAGAUGAGAAGAAUUUGCCACAUCAGGAUGAGACGAGUUGGUUUGUUGGUGAGAUGAGCAGGACGCAGGCCGAGGAGAUGCUUCAGGGUAGAGCUCCUGGAACGUUCCUGAUCCGCGAAAGCAGCAAACAAGGAUGCUACGCCUGCUCCGUUGUUGUGAAUGAAGAAGUGAAGCAUUGCAUGAUCUACAACACACCACAUGGGUACGGCUUUGCCGAGCCCUACGACGUCCACUGCUCACUGAAAGACCUUGUCCUGCACUAUCGCCUGCACUCCUUGUUGCAACACAAUGACGCCCUGGAUGUUCGGCUGUCACAUCCAGUACACGCCAAAGCCCCAGCCACGCCUUCGCAACAUGCAGAGGAACACAAACUCUUACAGACUCCUAAACACACAACGGGGCUCCCGCCUGCCGCUCCCGAAAUGUAAUUGAAUGGAGAGAGACAGAAAGGACAUGUUUACUGUAUCCUGCGAGAACGACUGCAUCGAGGUGCAUUGUGUAAAGUUUUGCACUACAGUGAUUCCAUCGGUGUUUGUGAAUGGGAUUUCACAGAUUGAAGUGGGACCGUAACUUGAAUGUCAGCUUGAACUUUGGGAGGGGGGGGGGGUUGUUUUUUGUUUGUUUUCAAAGAGACUGUUUAAGCUUUCAAAAAAAUGUUUUGUACUUCAUUUAUUGCCGUUUGUUUAAUGGACACCUUUUUGGUAGGGAUGUCGACAACCACAAAAUUGCUCACUGAGGUCAGGUGCUGCAUCUUUGUUUGACUUUUACAACCGAAGUUGGAUGUCCAUUUUCCCUAGUUAAAAUGUAUUCAGUUCUGAGAAUAUGACCAAUAGGUUACAUAUAUUAUAUUGGGUUGCUACUACUUAGUGCGUUUGUGAGGGGAAAGAUGGUGCUGUAAACAGGAUGUUUCCGUCAUACCGGUUUGGUGGACCAAACCAUUUUUUGGGUAAAUGCCACGUGUGAAUAUGUGAAAAGUCGUGGUGCAUCUUGAAAAUUUCCCCCUUUCUUAACAAACAUUCAUAUACAGUGGAUAUUAUGUAGCAUUAACAUCCUGUAGAAUACCAUUGUAUUAGCAUAUUCAAUGUUAUACCCAUUGACCAAAGCACUUAAUUGUGAGCAAAAACACAUCCCUGUUUAGUCCAGUAAAUGCAUUUGGGCAAGGGGAGGGCAAUUUAUGUACACCUGCUGAUGUGCUGAUCAAAACAUAAUCUGAAGUACUGUAUGUUAUAUUCUGUUACUCAAAGAAGUAUAAGCUUUUUGUAUUCUAUAUAUAUUUUUUCUAUAAACAUGCCACAAGAUGAAAGCUUGAAGAAAGUGCAAUCCAACAGUAUUUCUAUUGUUGCAAUGUAUGAUGAUGAUGAUGGUGGUGAAGGUGAUGCUGUUAUGAGAGGUUGACAUUUGCCACAAAAAUGCACUCUCUUUGGUGGUGUUGGUAUGAUGUGGCCUCCUAUGUUUGUGUGAACUGCCAGAGGUCCGGAAGUAUCCUGCCUCCAUUACUUGAACUGUGGCAUUGCUCUAGCUAUGAAUGUUUUUCAUGACAUGCAGCCUACAUAGCUUAAGAGGAAAGGAAUCCAUGUUGAACUUGGCACAUUUUUCAAGUUUGAGGACAAUAGAUACUCUGUACAGAGAAACUGUAAAAUGUAUUUCCGAGGUUGGUUCAUGGAAGGAGGGUGAUUUAGCCUCUUGUAUUAAAAAAUACUCCACUGGGGGGAUUGAGGAAACUCCUCGAGUGAAGCUGAGCAAUGUGAGAGACCUUUUUCUUGCUAA